Messenger RNA from Eimeria mitis, 468 nucleotides. RefSeq lists its product as uncharacterized. Lineage: Eukaryota; Apicomplexa; Conoidasida; Eucoccidiorida; Eimeriidae. The record is from RefSeq and is a predicted model, not a curated record.
AUGUCAGCAGACAUUGCGGGACCCUCUCCUGAGCCGUUGAGGACCAGAUCCCGUCGGCAGAGCGGGGCAACUGCGAAUAGGAAGAGCUCGACCCCGGCGAGGAGCCAGGAGCAGGAUGCAAAAGAGACCGGGGACCCCAGGAAAUCCGGGGAACCAACUUCCGAAUGGAAAGUGGAAUUAUUGGAGUUUCUUCGACAGAUGAGGGACGAAUUCGGAGCCAGGAACGAGGGGUUAUUGAAGUUGCAUCGCCAAGCGACUGAGGAAAUCCGAGCCAACACAGAAAGCGGAGCCAUCGCCGUGACGACCGAAGAUGGGACCAACAUGAGUUCCUUCCUUCGUUUGUUCGAAAAGGAAUUCCGGGAAAGGGGGGUACCAGAAGAACAGUGGGGAUCCCGUUUAAAGUACUACUUUUCGAAAAGGAAUUCCGGGAAAGGGGGGUACCAGAAGAACAGUGGGGAUCCCGUUUAA